This is a messenger RNA of Trichoderma atroviride IMI 206040, 1926 nucleotides long. NCBI's taxonomy places the organism in Eukaryota, Fungi, Ascomycota, Sordariomycetes, Hypocreales, Hypocreaceae. The record is from RefSeq and is a predicted model, not a curated record.
AUGUACUCUGGCCCUGAUUGUGAAAUGUCGAACUGUGAAGUUUGCAAUGAUCUCAAACAGAAGAGAUCGGGGAUGAGGCUUGCCAUCGAAUUCACUUCAAACGAGUUAGAGCAUGCAGCGCUUGUCAAAAAAUGCCGGUUCUGUUCCAUUAUAUUACAGGGAGUCGUUCUAAUGCAAGAUGAGACUUGGUCGGUGAUGACAGAUACCUCUACCAUCAAUGCUUAUGCCUUCUCCGGAGAUACACUCUUCCUAGAGAUCUCAUUCCUCAAGGAAAAGCCGAGGCUCGUGUUGGAGUUUUUCAGCGAUGUAGCUUGCCCAGAUCCGAUGAUGAGGAAAGCAAUUUGGCCAAGACCGACCCCCAGUGGCCACCCCCUAUCCAAACGAGCAAUAGAAUGGGUGAAAACAAAAAUGGACCAGUGUAGCAAUGAUCACAUCUGUCAUUCUUUGGAGCCUACUCCAUUACCAGACAGGGUUCUCUCAUUCAAAGCUUCUCUUGACGGCAAGAUCACGAUCUGCGUCAGCGAACAAAAGAGAAAACUGGGCAAAUACGCUACUCUCAGUCACCGUUGGGGCUUGAAUCACAACUUUAUCACCACGAUCGCGAACUUAAGCGAUAGAAAAAAGGGAAUAUCGUGGAACGAGCUUCCUAAGAUGUUCCAGGAUGCUGUUCGAUUCUGUUUGGAGCUCGAUAUAUCCUACCUCUGGAUUGACGCGCUUUGCAUCGUUCAAGACGAUCCGAGAGAUUGGGAGAUACAAUCCGCAAAAAUGGCUGACAUUUACCAUCUUUCGUGGCUCACACUGGCUGCAACUUGGUCCGAUUGCAACUCAACUGGGUGUUUCUCAAAUCAGCCAGCUGAAUAUGUCGAGCACUCAUUGGACUUUACAAACUUGACUCAAGACACCUGCAGGCUAAAAGUUCGCCGUAAGCUUUCGCAUUGGGCCACCAAUCCAACAGCGAUACCAACGCAGGAUAACCCGCUGCUCUCCAGAGCCUGGGUAUUUCAGGAACGAGUGCUGUCGCCAAGAGUCCUUCACUUUUGCCUACAAGAGAUGAUUUGGGAAUGUUGUGAACAUACAAUUUGCGAAUGCGGCGGGUUAUCGAACAAUCUGACUUUGAAGUCAUUAUUCGCGCUUGCAACAGAACUGAAAGUUAGCAAUUUACAAGCCGGAAAUGAAAGUGGAAGAUCAAGCAGAGAGGAGGCUGUACAGUCGGUGAUAGCACGUGUGAAUGAGCAACAAUCGGCUGGAAGACUCGAUGCUGAUUUUGACGAGAUCGAUGAUCAAUUUAAGGCUCGAGAACGGAGACUCGAAACAUCAAGGGAGAUUGCCUUACAGACUCACAAUUCAAAAGUGAAAGAAGCAUUUGUGCCCGUCAAACAGUGGCAUGACAUUGUUGAGCACUACUCUAAGCUGAAUUUGACGAAACGGACUGAUCGCCUCCCAGCGCUAUCAGGCCUUGCACAUCGCAUGGCUCCUUUCCUCGGCGCUUAUUAUGCAGGGCUAUGGAGGUCAUCCCUAUUUCUUGAUCUGGCCUGGAGAGCUGACAGAACCUCAGAUUAUCGCUCUCAGGAAUAUAUAGGCCCUUCCUGGUCCUGGGUAUCUGUGAAUAUAGGGGUUCGAUAUUCCAACAUGGAGGACAUUUGGCUUUUAUCUAGACAGAGUUUCGUCCGUAAUACCGACCGUCACCGGCGCGAGUCAUCGUACAGACGGCCAAUUAUUCGAUCUGUUCAGGCUACGGCUAAGGGGAAGAACUACUAUGGCGAGAUUUCCUCUGCCGUUUUGGUCGUUUUGGGUCUUCUGCGCCCGGCUCACCUGGUCGAACAAUACUUCCUGCCACCUACGGACAUGGCCACAUUUGAACUUGAGAUAGAGCUUUCCCCAGCUUCUUCAUGCAAAGUACCACGCGUCAGCGGAGAGGAGAGUUGA